This is a messenger RNA of Closterium sp. Naga37s-1, 423 nucleotides long. The record is from the annotation of a GenBank genome assembly. Lineage: Eukaryota; Viridiplantae; Streptophyta; Zygnematophyceae; Desmidiales; Closteriaceae.
AUGGCUGACAAAGAUUCAAGUGUUCCAACAGGAUCAACUUCAUCUGCUGUCUCCACCAACUCAGCAAUCAAGCAUCCCAACACCCAAGGCCCCCAAGGUGCCUCAUCACUCAAGCCCUUUCAACAGCCACUUGCCUCUCAAGUCCUUCAACAAUUUAACAACCAACACCCAAACCCCCCAAGGUGUUUCACCAUUCAAGCCCUUCAACAGCCACUUCCAUCUCAAGACCUUCAACAAUUAAACAUCCAAGCACCCAAGGCCCCAAGGUGUUUCACCAUUCAAGCCCUUCAACAGCCAUUUUCAUCUCAAGACCUUCAACAAUUAAACAUCCCAACACCCAAGGCCCCAAGGUGCCUCAUCACUAAAGCCCUUCCAACAGCCUCUUGCCUCUCAAAACCUUCAACAAUCGGGUUCACAAGCUGA